UGGUUGUGCCAGGGUGGCUCUGCAGGGUGGCUGUGCCAGGGUGGCUGUGCCAGGGUGGCUCUGCAGGCUGUGUGAGCCGUGUGGCAGAGCAGGACUGUGGGGUGGCACAAGGCUGGGCCAUCCCUGCCAGCGCCCACCCUCCACCCUGCAGGGUUCCCCUUCAUGCCCCCGUACUGGGGCCUGGGCUUCCACCUGUGCCGCUGGGGCUACUCCUCCACCGCCAUCACCCGGCAGGUCGUGGCCAACAUGACAGCAGCUCGCUUCCCCCUGGAUGUGCAGUGGAACGACCUGGAUUAUGCAGAUGCCAAGAGGGAUUUCACCUUCAACAAGAAAAGCUUUAAGGACUACCCGGAGAUGGUGCGGGACUUCCACAGCCGCGGGCUGAGGUACAUCAUGAUCGUGGAUGCUGGCAUCAGCAGCUCGGGGCCCCCCGGCACCUACAAGCCGUACGACGAGGGCCUGAAGCGGGGGGUGUUCAUCCGGAACGCCACGGGGCAGCCCCUGAUCGGGAAGGUCUGGCCGGGCCCCACGGCCUUCCCGGACUUCACCAACCCAGCCACUCACGAGUGGUGGCACGACAUGGUGAAGGAAUUCCACGAACAAGUGCCCUUCGAUGGCAUGUGGCUUGACAUGAACGAGCCCUCAAACUUCGUGGAGGGCUCCCAGCACGGCUGCCCCAACAACAACCUGGAGCAUCCCCCCUACGUGCCGGGUGUAUUUGGGGGACGCCUGCAAGCCGGGACCAUCUGUGCCUCCAGCCAGCAGUACCUGUCCUCUCACUACAACCUGCACAGCCUGUACGGGCUGAGCGAGGCCAUCGCCUCCCACGAUGCUCUGCUGAGGGUCCGGGGCAAGCGCCCCUUCAUCAUCUCCCGCUCCACCUUCGCUGGGCACGGCCGCUACGCCGGGCACUGGACAGGAGAUGUUGGCAGCGACUGGGAGCAGCUCUACUACUCCAUACCAGAGGUGCUGCUCUUCAACCUCUUUGGGGUGCCAAUGGUGGGUGCCGACAUCUGCGGCUUCAUGGGCGACACGAGCGAGGAGCUGUGCGUGCGCUGGACCCAGCUGGGCGCCUUCUACCCCUUCAUGAGGAACCACAACGACCACGGCACCCGGCCACAGGAGCCCUACACCUUCAGCCCUCCUGCCCAGGCUGCCAUGAGGAGCGCCCUGCGCCUCCGCUACUCGCUCCUGCCGUUCCUCUACACCCUGUUCCACCGGGCUCACACCGCCGGCGAGACCGUGGCUCGGCCGCUGUUCCUCGAGUUCCCCACAGACCCCAACAGCUGGGCCGUGGACCGCCAGCUCCUGUGGGGCGGGGGGCUGCUCGUCACCCCCGUGCUGGAGGCAGGACAGACCAAAGUCAGCGGUUACUUCCCAGCGGGGACGUGGUACAGCCUGGCAGGGGACUCCACCAUCCACAGCAAAGGGCAGUGGAUCCUCCUGCCAGCCCCCCUGGACACCAUCAACGUCCACGUCCGUGCAGGGCACAUCCUGCCCCUGCAGGAGCCCGCCUUCAACACCGCCCAGUCCCGCAGCAAGGGCAUGGCCUUGGUGGUGGCGCUGACCCCGGACGGCUUCGCCAGGGGAGACCUGUUCUGGGACGAUGGGGAGAGCUGGGAGACCUUUGAGAGGGGCGACUACACCGAGAUCCUCUUCCUGGCCUCAAACGACGCCGUGCUCAGCCAGCUGCUGCGGGCCAGCCCCCACCUCGACGGGGUCCUGCUGGAGGCUGUCACUGUGCUGGGCGUCACCAGCCCUCCCCGGCGAGUCCUGGCCAACGGUGCCAUCGUCAGCGACUUCUCCUACCGCAGUGACACCCAGGUGCUCAGAGUCCCUGUGUCACUGCCCAUGUGGGAGCAGUUUGUGAUCUCCUGGUCCUGAGCCAGCGUCGGUCACAGGGAGAGGCCAUGCUGCUCCCCUGGAGUCUGAGGCCAAAUCCGUCCCCAUCCCUUGUACCUGGAGCUGCCCCUGCUCUUCCCACGCUCCUGGGCCUUGUUUUCCCUCUGGCUGCAGGGUGGUGAUGGAGGGGUGUGCACUGGACUGGCAGAGGGAGAGGGAAAACCUCAUCAUCAUCAUCAUCAUCAAAUCAGGGGAAAAAUGACCCAAGUGCCUUGUGAGACAGCAAACCAGUUACCCUGUGGGACUGGUAACUGGGGCAGAGACUGCAGGGAGUUUCCUGGCUGUGGUUUUGGGGAGGGGGAUGUGCAGGAGCUGAGGGAGCAGUACUGUGAAUAAAGCUGCUGUUUGCUGGGAGCAGCCCCAGGCUGUGUCCUUGUCCCCUCUCCUGCUCCUGAAUGUGCUCAGCCCCCUGCCCCUGGCUCUGUCCUUGCCUGGAGGUCUCCAGUGGGAUCCCCUGUGCCCCUUGAAGGCUUCACCCCAU
Cyanistes caeruleus (blue tit) is the source of this 2383-nucleotide messenger RNA. The record is from RefSeq and is a predicted model, not a curated record. NCBI's taxonomy places the organism in Eukaryota, Metazoa, Chordata, Aves, Passeriformes, Paridae.